Molecule: messenger RNA, 1713 nt
Organism: Tripterygium wilfordii
Lineage: Eukaryota; Viridiplantae; Streptophyta; Magnoliopsida; Celastrales; Celastraceae
Product: serine/threonine-protein kinase WAG1-like
Exons: 1
Coding region: 159-1568 (469 amino acids)
Biological process (GO): protein phosphorylation
Cellular component (GO): nucleus; plasma membrane; cytoplasm
Molecular function (GO): protein serine/threonine kinase activity; ATP binding
Source: RefSeq, a predicted model, not a curated record
AACUCUAAUAUCACCUUCCAUGCACUCACUCUCUGGUCAACCAAACAAUUUAAUAAUCAUCCACUGGGUCCCACCCUCUGUCUUUUUGUCCCUCUCUAGUGUCUUCAUAAAAGCCUCUAAAUCUCUCAAAAACUCUCAUAACUCCAAAUAAUCAAACCAUGGAAGACGAGACAGUUUUCACCUCCGAUACCGAUCUUGAUUUCAGCUUCACCUCAACCACCACUGACCGAACCUUCGCUUCCUCCAGCGCUCGAUCCAGUCUCACUCUAAGUUUUAACGAGUCCCGCCUCUCCACAACCACCACUAACACCGCCACUACUUUCGUCCACCGCGGCAAAUGUGAUCCGAAUUGGUCGGCAAUCAAGACAGCAAGGAGCCUCUCCUCCGACGGAAACCUCCACCUCCGCCAUCUCAAGCUCGUCCGCCACCUCGGAACAGGAAACCUCGGUCGCGUCUACCUCUGCAACAUCAGAGACUGCAAGAACUCGGACUUCGCACUCAAGGUCAUCGACAGAGAGUCGCUCACUCACAAAAAGUUGUUGCAGGUACAAAUGGAGGCUCAGAUCCUCUCCAUGCUAGACCACCCUUUCCUCCCUACACUCUACGCGCACAUCGAGGUUUCGCACUACACGUGUCUCUUGAUCGACUACUGUUGUAAUGGUGAUCUCCACUCGCUCCUCCGUAAACAGCCUGGUAACCGGUUACCGGUCCAGGCGGUCAGGUUCUUCGCUGCGGAGGUACUGAUUGCUUUAGAAUACUUGCACGCGCUCGGCAUUGUUUACCGGGAUCUGAAGCCGGAGAACAUUCUGUUACGCGAAGAUGGGCAUAUCAUGCUCUCCGAUUUCGACUUAUGCUUCAAGUCAGAGGUUGUCCCCACAAUGGAGACGACACGUGUGAGGAAAAGAGUGAGCAGGACGACCAAUUGUUUCGGUGGUCCGGUAAAAGAACCGGCGGAGGAGGACGUGGAGGUGGAGUUCGUGGCGGAACCUACAGCGGCGUAUUCGAAGUCAUGCGUCGGUACUCACGAGUACUUGGCGCCGGAAUUAGUUUCCGGUAACGGUCACGGUAGCGGCGUUGACUGGUGGGCUUUUGGGAUAUUAAUUUACGAAUUACUCUACGGAACGACGCCCUUUAAGGGAGGGAGCAAAGAGGGGACCCUGCGCAAUAUAGCGUCCAACAUGCAGGUGAAGUGCCACGUGGCUGAGAGCGAAGAGAAAGGUAUGGAGGAGGCGAAGGAUUUGAUAGGGAGACUCCUGGUGAAGGAACCUAGUCGGAGACUAGGGUGCUCCAAGGGUGCCACGGAGAUUAAACGACACCGUUUCUUCGAUGGGCUCAAUUGGGCCUUGUUAAGGAACUACAAGACACCAGAUGUGUAUGGACAAGUGAAGAAAGGGCAGCCUCACGUGAAUCACGUGACCGGGGAUUCUCGUGGCCGGAGGCGGCGGUCGUGGUGGAAGGGAUUCCGUUUUCUCCUGAAAAAUAAGGGUGGUGAGAAAUUUAAACGGUUGAAUUCUAAUCUUAGUAAUAGUAGUUAUUAUCAUCAUGUCAAUAGUACUAAGAUUGAUUAAUUUGUAAAAGAAAUAGUUGAAUUUUAUUUUCUUAUUUGAAAGGUUUCUAUAAUUUUAGAGUUAAAAAGUUUAGGAUUGUGUAAAAUAGAUGUGGAUGGAGAGAUACCAUAAUAUCAAUUUUGAUUGAGAAUACUAUUCAAAUUCA